This is a messenger RNA of Adelges cooleyi (spruce gall adelgid), 1039 nucleotides long. Its product is annotated as nuclear cap-binding protein subunit 2-like. Lineage: Eukaryota; Metazoa; Arthropoda; Insecta; Hemiptera; Adelgidae. Gene Ontology annotation, biological process: mRNA cis splicing, via spliceosome. Gene Ontology annotation, cellular component: nuclear cap binding complex. The record is from RefSeq and is a predicted model, not a curated record. The transcript is spliced from 6 exons. Gene Ontology annotation, molecular function: RNA cap binding. The coding region runs from base 222 to 848 and encodes 208 amino acids.
GUUGUAUUAGGUAGGUUUUCCAUGUUGUCGAAUGUCGAGAGCUUGAAUUUCUAAGCGAGAACAAAGAAAAAAGUUAGUCGUUAACGGUUAAUCCAUACGGAUACUUCUCAAAUCGUGAUCGUCAUUUUUUUACUUGUUUCGGUGAACGCAUUUCAUAGUUAAAAUAUUUGCUUAAAUUGUUUGUAUUCCAGCUAUCAUACUACUGAAUAAUUAACUACAUCAUGCCGACCAACGUCGAAGUUUAUAAACCUCCUCAUAUGAGAGAUGGCUACAGUAGUGUAUUUCCACUAAAUAACAAUAGCUUAAAAUAUGAAGAUAAUAAUGCAAAGGUGUUCAAGCCCCAUGACACUAUGUCAAAAAUUCUGCAUAAUAUGACUUCAUCUAAAGCAUAUAUACCACCAGCAAUGCGUCAUCCUAUGAAUGGGCAUCAAGGUAAAAUAAAUAACAAUGAAUCUAACUCUAUUUCAACUUACAAGGAUCGCCAGUUUAAGGGAAGCAGUACAGAUUAUAAAAAGAAACUGGAAGAAUCCACUACAGUUUAUGUUGGAUGUUUAAAUUUAUUAAGUUCUGAAAGUGAUAUUCACAAACUGUUUUCUAGUGCAGGAAAGAUAAAAAAAAUUAUUAUGGGAAUAGACAAUGAAACUUCAGGUCCAGGCGGUUUUUGUUUUAUAGAGUAUGAAACCCGGUUGGGUGCUGAAACGUGUAUGAAGACAAUGACCAAAGCAAUGUUGGAUGGUAAACAAGUUAAAGUUGAUUGGGAUGCAGGUUUUAUAGAGGGGCGUCAGUAUAGGCGUGAAAAAGCUAAGAAGCGAUUUUCAUUUGCUGCAAUUUACCCUCCGAUGAAAUAGAAUUCUCUUUGAUUCAGUUUUCUGGAAUGAUCGUUCUAAUUUUAUCAUUGAUUCAAUGAAUAUUAUGUCUAUAAUAUAUUAUCAAGAACUUAACUAGUAUACUAAUAUUCAUAUUUAUUUAUCGUUUUAUAUAUAUAUUUUUGUAAGAAACAAAGACUGCAGUUAAAAAAAAAAAAAAUGUAUUUAUAUUU